AAUCAUGGGAAGAGGUGAAGAGACGACAAGGACGAGAAGACGAGAGUGGAGGAGUGUAGAGGCGAAUAAGACAGAGCAUUUGAAAGAAGAAGAAAGAUAGAAAGAGAUGAAGAGAAAGAGAAAGAAAUACAUGCAUAAUGUUAAAUGGAGGAAAAGAGAAAGAAAGAUAGCGCGUUCGCGGUAACGAAACAAAUAGGCCGGCGACUUUCACCACGUAUCCAAGAACGGCUAUACAACACACAAGCAAUAGGCCGAGCGCUCUUGGCCCAAACCACUUGAGUAUGAGGUGUACCCUCGCUCACCGUUCUCGAUGUCCUCGCAGUGGGGGGAAUCCUGCUCGAAGCCACCAGACACGAGGCAUACCCUGAGAGCCAGAGCGAACGGACCUCGAUUCUUUUUCUUUCAUCCGUAUAUCGCACGUGUUGUCUCUGUUCUCCGUGAUAGUCCGGUUACAGACACACGGUGGCAUAUCCACGACAAAACAUAUUUCGUCGGGAUAUGCAUUCCUUCGAUAGAAUUUGAAUCUAAAGCAUUGGAUAAUAGUGAUUGUUUAGUGUGCCAGAAGCGGGACCAAGUGGUGAUAAACGAAAACAUUAAAAGAAAUGCACGGGUGCGUGUUGCCGAUUUGCUGACAAUGACACGACGACGACCACCGAGAUCAGAUUCAAACUGGAUCUAUCUGUUAAUCUGGCUACUUUGGAUCGUCCUGCCUAUUAAGACCGGAGUAGUGCACAGUUAUGCAGAUAAACAGAGGUACGAUGGAUGGUACAACAAUCUGGCUCAUCCGGAUUGGGGAUCGAUUGACAGCAGGCUGAUACGAAAGAUGCCAGCAGCUUAUUCUGAUGGAGUUUAUAUGUUGGCUGGCCAGGAUAGACCGUCUCCAAGGAAGCUUAGUCAGCUUUUCAUGCAGGGUGACGAUGGUCUGCCAUCCGUUAAAAAUAGGACAGCACUAUUUGCGUUCUUUGGGCAACUGGUCACGUCGGAGAUAAUCAUGGCCAGCGAAAGUGGCUGCCCCAUAGAGUACCAUCGAAUCGACGUGGACAAAUGUGAUCCGGUUUUCGACAAGGAGUGCCAAGGUAACAAGUACAUUCCCUUCCGCCGGGCGGAUUACGAUCGACAAACCGGACGCAGCCCUAAUAGCCCUCGUGAACAGAUAAACAAAGUGACGAGCUGGAUCGAUGGUAGCUUCGUUUAUUCGAGCAGUGAAGCAUGGGCCAAUACUAUGAGAUCGUUUAAAAAUGGGAGCCUCCUCAUGGAACCAACCAGGAAAUUCCCUGUAAGGAAUACGAUGCGUGCCCCACUUUUCAAUCAUGCUGUUCCACACGUUAUGAGAAUGCUCAGCCCGGAACGCCUUUAUCUUCUUGGAGAUCCACGAACAAAUCAACAUCCUCCACUGUUGGCUCUCGGAAUAUUAUUUUAUCGGUGGCACAAUGUGAUUGCUGCUCGUAUUCAACUGGAGAAUCCGAAUAUGUCUGAUGAGGAUAUCUUUCAGAAAGCAAGACGUGUCGUUAUAGGGACGCUUCAGAAUAUUAUUUUAUACGAGUAUAUUCCUAUACUUUUGAACGAGGAUUUGCCACCUUACACAGGAUACAAGUCAGAUCUUCAUCCUGGUAUCAGUCACAUAUUUCAGAGUGCAGCUUUCCGGUUUGGGCACACUUUAAUACCACCUGGAUUGUAUCGUCGAGAUGAAAAUUGCGAAUAUAGAAGAACAAAUAUCGAUCAACCUGCGAUUAGACUCUGUUCCACCUGGUGGGAUUCUAAUGAAGUUUUAACUAAUAGUACAAUUGAAGAACUUCUCAUGGGUAUGACUUCGCAAAUAGCAGAAAAAGAGGACAAUCUUCUUGGCACUGAUAUUAGAAACAAUUUAUUUGGGCCCAUGGAAUUUUCAAGACGAGAUUUAGGGGCUUUGAACAUUAUGCGAGGCAGAGACAACGGGCUUCCAGAUUAUAAUACAGCCAGAGCACAUUUCAAGCUAUCUCGAAAGAAGACUUGGAACGAAAUCAAUCCAGAAUUGUUUAAUAAAAAUCCUUCGUUAUUGCGUACGUUAGUCGAAAUCCAUUCGAAUAAUUUGAACAAUAUGGAUGUUUAUGUCGGCGGGAUGUUGGAGUCUAGUGCAGGUCCUGGAGAACUUUUUUCUACUGUGAUAAAAGAGCAAUUUCUUCGUUUGAGAGAUUCUGAUAGAUUUUGGUUUGAAAAUGAAGAGAAUGGAAUUUUUACAAAAAGCGAGAUAGCAGAUAUUCGCCGAAUUACUUUAUGGGAUAUAAUAGUAAACGCGACAGGAAUACCAGCGAACGCGAUUCAAAGAAAAGUAUUCACCUGGGAGGAGGGAGAUCCCUGUCCCCAACCCUAUCAACUAAAUUCAACGAUGUUAGAACCCUGCGUCCCAUUACAACGUUACGACUACUUUGAGGGAAGCGAGUUGGUGUACAUAUACGCCUGUGUUUUUCUCGGGUUUGUACCGAUUCUUUGCGCCGGUGCCGGUUACGGUUUGGUCAAGCUUCAGAAUCGGCGAAGAAGACGAUUGAAAAUUCUCCAAGAGGCGAUACAGAAAAGAAACGAUGGCAAGAUCUGCGUGGACAAGAUGAUCGUGCGCGAAUGGCUUCACGCGAAUCAUCGUCGUUUAGUCAAGGUGAAAUUUGGGCCGGAAGCGGCUCUGCACAUCGUCGAUCGCAAAGGCGAGAAACUGCGUACAUUUGAUUUCAACGAUGUUAACACGGUCACGAUGGAAGAAUCGCAGGAGAAUGAAAAUGGUCAUCGUAAGCCAUUGGUUCUGUUGCGAAUACCGCGAGACUACGACCUUGUCCUUGAACUGGAUUCACUGGCCUCACGUAGAAAGUUUAUUGCGAAACUGGAGGCAUUUCUGGCGUCCCAUAAGAAGCACUUCACACUGUCCCAAGUGAGCCGGGACAUUAUGCUUGCAAAAGCGGAAACGAAGGAACGCCGUCAGAAAAAAUUGGAACAAUUCUUUAGGGAAGCUUAUGCUUUGACGUUUGGUUUACGACCUGGUGAAAGGCGGCGACGAUCCGAGGAUAGCGACAGCGGUGAAGUCGUUACCGUGAUGAGGACGUCGCUUUCUAAAAGCGAAUUUGCGAGUGCGCUUGGAAUGCGUGCGGACGCGGUUUUCGUGAAGAAAAUGUUUAAUAUCGUCGAUAAAGACAGAGACGGUCGUAUUUCGUUCCAGGAAUUUUUGGACACUGUUUUGCUAUUCUCGCGAGGAAAAACUGAGGAUAAAUUGAGAAUUAUCUUCGAUAUGUGUGACAAAGACUGUAAUGGUGUUAUCGACAAGGAAGAAUUAUCAGAAAUGCUUCGAUCCUUGGUAGAAAUUGCACGUACGACCAGUCUGUCAGACGAUCAUGUCACAGAAUUAAUCGAUGGAAUGUUUCAAGAUGCCGGACUCGAGAGAAAGGAUUACCUUACAUAUAACGAUUUCAAGUUGAUGAUGAAAGAGUACAAAGGCGAUUUCGUGGCAAUCGGUCUUGAUUGCAAAGGCGCGAAGCAAAAUUUUCUCGACACAUCAACAAAUGUAGCUCGCAUGACGAGUUUCCAUAUUGAUCAACUUCCACCUGAGGACUCAAAGACUUGGGCUCAAAAACAGUGGGAUGCCAUUUCGACAUUUCUCGAGGAAAACCGACAGAAUAUUUUUUAUUUAUUUGUUUUUUAUGUCACAACCAUUGCUUUGUUCGUUGAAAGAUUCAUAUAUUACUCUUUCAUGGCUGAACAUACGGAUUUGAGGCAUAUUAUGGGAGUUGGAAUUGCCAUAACUAGAGGAUCUGCAGCAGCUUUGUCUUUCUGUUAUAGUCUUCUUCUUUUGACCAUGUCUCGCAAUCUUUUGACUAAACUUAAAGAAUUUUCUAUUCAACAAUAUAUUCCACUCGAUUCACAUAUACAAUUUCAUAAAAUUGCUGCAUGCACUGCAUUGUUCUUUUCUGUUUUGCAUACCGUGGGACACAUGGUUAAUUUUUAUCAUGUGUCGACUCAACCAUUAGCUCAUCUUCGAUGUUUGACCAGCGAACUUAGCUUCCCAAGCGAUGCUCGGUUAACCAUUUCGUUUUGGCUUUUUAGAACUGUAACAGGUUUGACUGGAAUUUUAUUAUUUAUUGUAAUGACGAUAAUAUUUGUUUUUGCUCAUCCAACUAUUCGCCAGAAAGCAUACAAAUUUUUCUGGUCUACACAUAGCUUAUAUGUAGUAUUAUAUGCAUUGUGUUUAAUACACGGUUUGGCUCGUUUGACUGGUUCUCCACGAUUUUGGAUUUUCUUUGUUGGACCUGCUAUUAUUUAUUCUUUAGAUAAGGUAGUAAGUCUUCGUACUAAAUAUAUGGCGUUGGACAUUAUCGAAACAGAAUUACUUCCUUCCGAUGUAAUUAAAAUCAAAUUCUACAGACCACCAAAUUUGAAAUAUUUAUCUGGUCAAUGGGUUCGUCUUUCCUGUACCGCCUUUAGAUCGAACGAGUUUCAUUCGUUCACUCUAACUUCCGCACCACAUGAAAACUUCUUAUCAUGUCAUAUUAAAGCGCAGGGACCAUGGACUUGGAAACUUCGUAAUUAUUUUGAUCCUUGUAAUUAUAAUCCAGAGGAUGAACAUCCAAAAAUAAGAAUAGAAGGACCGUUCGGAGGUGGCAAUCAAGAUUGGUAUAAAUUUGAGGUUGCUGUAAUGGUUGGUGGAGGUAUUGGUGUCACCCCCUACGCCUCCAUGUUAAAUGAUCUCGUAUUUGGAACCUCUACCAAUAGAUAUUCUGGAGUAGCUUGUAAGAAGGUUUAUUUCUUGUGGAUUUGUCCAUCACAUAAACAUUUUGAAUGGUUCAUCGACGUACUCAGAGAUGUCGAGAGGAAAGAUGUUACAGAUGUGUUAGAAAUUCACAUAUUUAUUACACAAUUUUUUCACAAAUUCGAUUUACGUACAACUAUGCUGUAUAUUUGUGAGAACCACUUUCAAAGAUUAUCUAAAAAAAGUAUAUUUACUGGGUUAAAAGCAAUAAAUCAUUUUGGUCGACCGGAUAUGACUUCAUUUCUAAAAUUUGUUCAGAAGAAGCACAGUUAUGUUAGUAAAAUAGGAGUAUUUAGUUGCGGGCCCCGACCAUUGACGAAGAGUGUGAUGUCAUCUUGUGACGAAGUGAACAAAGGUCGUCGUUUACCCUAUUUUAUUCAUCACUUCGAAAACUUUGGCUAGUCUGAUCAAUAUUAUUAAUGAAAGAAAAAUAGAAGAAGAAAAACGAUGGAUUCUAUCGUGAAUUUCAUGCAAUUCCAUCAAGUGUACAUAUUUAUGCGCGUACGCUUAUUUAUAACAAGUAUUAUAUUUCUUAUUUAUAAUUAUAAAAAAUGAAAGAAUAUUUCUUUGUUCAGUCACGUUUUGAAAUGUCAGUGUGAAUGCAUUAUUAAUGUCAAU
This is a messenger RNA of Apis laboriosa (Himalayan honeybee), 5383 nucleotides long. RefSeq names its product dual oxidase (gene Duox). The transcript has 21 exons. Gene Ontology annotation, biological process: superoxide anion generation; response to oxidative stress; defense response. Gene Ontology annotation, cellular component: plasma membrane; NADPH oxidase complex. Gene Ontology annotation, molecular function: heme binding; peroxidase activity; superoxide-generating NAD(P)H oxidase activity. The record is from RefSeq and is a predicted model, not a curated record. Bases 311 to 5167 code for a protein of 1618 amino acids. Lineage: Eukaryota; Metazoa; Arthropoda; Insecta; Hymenoptera; Apidae.